Molecule: messenger RNA, 926 nt
Organism: Diospyros lotus (date-plum)
Lineage: Eukaryota; Viridiplantae; Streptophyta; Magnoliopsida; Ericales; Ebenaceae
Product: (-)-isopiperitenol/(-)-carveol dehydrogenase, mitochondrial-like
Exons: 1
Coding region: 39-815 (258 amino acids)
Molecular function (GO): oxidoreductase activity
Source: RefSeq, a predicted model, not a curated record
UCACAGAAAUUUCUUUCCAUCUUGCUGCAGAAAAGAAAAUGAGUGAAGGUAAAAAGCUGCAAGGGAAGGUAGCGAUCAUCACUGGCGGCGCCAGCGGCAUCGGCGAGGCCACCGCGCAUCUCUUCGCCCUAAACGGCGCCCGCGCCGUUGUCAUCGCCGAUGUGCAAGACGAGAAGGGCCGAAAAGUCGCCGAAGCCAUCGGCAAAGACGUCGGCGCCUUCGUCCACUGCGACGUCACCGACGAGGACCAAGUCAGAUCCACGGUGGAGUGGACGGCCCGGACGUACGGCCAACUCGACAUCAUGUUCAGCAACGCCGGAAUUGUGAGUGAGUCCGACCAGACCGUCCUCGACCUCGACUUCUCCCAGAUGGACCAGCUCAUAGCCAUCAACGCGCGUGGCGCCGCCGCUUGCGUGAAACACGCGGCGCGCGACAUGGUGGAGCGGCGCGUGCGAGGGAGCAUCGUGUGCACGGCGAGCGUGGCGGGGAGUACGGGGAACCAAAGGCUAACGGACUAUGUGAUGUCGAAGCACGCGGUGUUGGGGCUGGUCCGGGCGGCGAGCCGGCAGCUCGGGGAGCACGGGAUUAGGGUUAAUUGCGUCUCGCCGCACGCGGUGGAAACGGCCUUGAUAUGCCGGGCGCAUCGGAAGGAGGCGGAGGAGGUGGAGAAGGCUUUUGAGCCCAUGGUGCCUCUGAAAGGGAUUGUGCUGAAGGUGGAGCACGUGGCUGAGGCGGUGCUGUUUUUGGCGUCCGAUGAGUCUGUCUUCGUCUCCGGCCACGAUCUGGUUGUCGACGGCGCAUUCUUGGGUAAAUGAUUGUUCCGUUUCGGACGGUCGGUGGGUUUAGUUUGGAGCAGAAGCGAUGGGAAAAUGUUUGACCGAAAUCGUUGACCGUCGAAUAUUAAUAAUAUUUUGUUCUUAUUAUUA